Messenger RNA from Eublepharis macularius, 2463 nucleotides. RefSeq names its product hyperpolarization activated cyclic nucleotide gated potassium and sodium channel 2 (gene HCN2). Gene Ontology annotation, biological process: transmembrane transport; potassium ion transport. The record is from RefSeq and is a predicted model, not a curated record. Bases 22 to 2463 code for a protein of 813 amino acids. Gene Ontology annotation, cellular component: membrane. The transcript has 9 exons. Lineage: Eukaryota; Metazoa; Chordata; Lepidosauria; Squamata; Eublepharidae. Gene Ontology annotation, molecular function: voltage-gated potassium channel activity.
CGCGGCAGCCAGGCCAGCUUCAUGCAGCGGCAGUUCGGGGCCAUGCUCCAGCCGGGCGUCAACAAGUUCUCGCUGCGGAUGUUCGGCUCGCAGAAGGCGGUGGAGCGGGAACAGGAGCGCGUCAAGUCGGCCGGCGCCUGGAUCAUCCACCCCUACAGCGACUUCAGGUUCUACUGGGACUUCACCAUGCUCCUCUUCAUGGUGGGAAACUUGAUCAUAAUCCCUGUUGGAAUAACCUUCUUCAAAGAUGAGACCACGGCACCCUGGAUUGUCUUCAAUGUGGUGUCCGACACCUUCUUCCUCAUGGACUUGGUGAUGAACUUCCGGACAGGCAUUGUCAUUGAGGACAAUACUGAUAUCAUCCUGGAUCCUGAGAGGAUCAAGAAGAAGUACCUGAAGACAUGGUUUGUGGUGGACUUUGUCUCCUCCAUCCCUGUGGAUUAUAUCUUCCUCAUUGUGGAGAAGGGUAUUGAUUCAGAGGUCUACAAGACAGCCCGAGCCUUGAGAAUUGUCCGAUUUACUAAGAUCCUAAGUCUUCUGCGAUUGUUGCGCCUCUCUCGGCUCAUCCGCUACAUCCAUCAGUGGGAGGAGAUUUUUCAUAUGACCUACGACCUGGCUAGUGCUGUCAUGCGGAUCAUCAACCUUAUCGGCAUGAUGCUUUUACUGUGUCACUGGGAUGGAUGCCUCCAGUUCCUUGUCCCGAUGCUCCAGGAUUUCCCGAGCGACUGUUGGGUCUCCAUCAAUGGCAUGGUGAAUGACUCCUGGAGUGAGCUCUACUCCUUCGCCCUCUUCAAGUCCAUGAGUCACAUGCUGUGCAUUGGGUAUGGGCGGCAGGCUCCGGAGAGCAUGACUGAUAUCUGGCUGACUAUGCUGAGCAUGAUCGUGGGAGCCACCUGCUAUGCCAUGUUCAUCGGGCACGCCACAGCCCUCAUCCAGUCUCUGGACUCCUCCCGGCGGCAGUAUCAGGAGAAGUACAAGCAAGUGGAGCAGUACAUGUCCUUUCACAAACUGCCUGCGGACUUCCGGCAGAAGAUCCAUGACUACUAUGAGCACCGUUACCAGGGCAAGAUGUUUGAUGAGGACAGUAUCCUGGGGGAGCUCAAUGAACCUCUACGAGAGGAGAUCGUCAACUUCAACUGCCGUAAGCUGGUGGCCUCUAUGCCUCUCUUUGCCAAUGCUGACCCCAACUUUGUCACUGCCAUGCUGACGAAGUUGAAGUUCGAGGUCUUCCAGCCAGGCGAUUACAUCAUCCGGGAAGGGACCAUUGGCAAGAAGAUGUAUUUCAUCCAGCACGGUGUGGUCAGCGUCCUCACUAAAGGCAAUAAAGAAAUGAAGCUCUCGGAUGGCUCCUACUUUGGAGAGAUUUGCCUGUUGACCAGGGGCCGGCGAACAGCGAGCGUCCGAGCAGACACCUAUUGCCGUCUCUAUUCGCUCUCGGUGGACAACUUCAAUGAAGUCCUUGAGGAGUACCCCAUGAUGAGGCGGGCUUUCGAAACUGUGGCCAUUGAUCGUCUUGACCGCAUAGGUAAGAAGAAUUCCAUCCUGCUCCAUAAGGUCCAGCAUGACCUCAACUCGGGGGUCUUCAACAACCAGGAGAACGAAAUCAUCCAGGAGAUCGUCAAGUACGACCGGGAGAUGGUGCAGCAGGCGGAGUUCCAGCAGCACGCCGCGGCCAUGUACACCCCAGCCCAGCCUCAGGUGACCUCGGCAAUCGCCACACUCCAGCAGGCGGUAGCCAUGAGCUUCUGCCCACAGAUGGCCAGCCCGUUGGUUGGGCCGAUGGGCUUGGGGUCACCCAGGAUGGUGCGUCGCUUGCAGUACCAGGGCGGUGUCCCCGGUCCCUUUACUAUUUCUCCAGCGUUGCUUCAGCAGCAUCACCAACAGCAGCAGCAGCAACCCCCUCCUGCCCCCUCCACCAGCCCCUUCCCUGCAGUAAUGUCCAGCCCACCAACCCAAAGCCCUCUGGCCAGCCGGACGUUCCCAUAUGGGGGCGGCAAAGGUCAGUCUGGAUCACAGCUUUCGCUGACACAGCAAAAGCCCCCGGGCUCACCCCAACGGUUGGCUGCCCACAAAAGCACACAGGCCCUCCACACGAGCAGCCUGAGCCAGGAGUCCAGGCCGCUGUCGGCCUCUCAACCCUCUCUCCCCCACGGCGUCUCCCAGACCAUGAGUCAGAGCCCCCCCUCUUCCGCUCAUGAGUCCAACGCUUCGAUCGCAGGGGGGCAGGGGUCAUCACCGUCAGCAGCUGCUUCAUCACAGAGUCCCGGCAGUGCUCCUCAAGUCACGUCCCGUGGAGCUGCCCAACCGCUCCGUGUGGGUCUGCCCCACCAGAUGACCACAGCAACGGUCUACCCAGGGACCGCUGUGGGCGUCCCACAGGACUCAGGCAGUGCCCGCAAGGAUUCCAUCAUUAGCGCUCCUGAUACGGACCCAACAAAAUCUAGGCUUUCUUCCAACUUGUGA